Messenger RNA from Pistacia vera, 1357 nucleotides. Its product is annotated as zinc finger CCCH domain-containing protein 2-like. The record is from RefSeq and is a predicted model, not a curated record. Bases 72 to 1244 code for a protein of 390 amino acids. The transcript has a single exon. Lineage: Eukaryota; Viridiplantae; Streptophyta; Magnoliopsida; Sapindales; Anacardiaceae. Gene Ontology annotation, molecular function: metal ion binding.
CUCAUUUCUACAUUCAUUUCAUUUGAUACCUUUUCCUUGUUACUUUGUUUUGCAUUUUGAUAUUUUGAGCUAUGACCACCAUUUGUGCUGACCAACAUCAACACAAACUCCAUCAUCUUCUUUCCCCCAAAAGUCCUACCAAACCCUUCAAAGAUAUUGAGGUUCCUCCCAGGAAACUUCUUCUCAACAGCAAGAAACUCUUGCACCAUCACCAUCAUCAUCAAGAUAUCAAUAACAUGUUUUUCCCUGAAGAACUCAACAGUCUUCAUAAGUUCUUGCCUUUCAACAAUACUGAUGCUGAUUCUGAUCCUGACUCUGACUCAGAUCCUUAUGCUUCUGAUCAUUUUCGCAUGUACGAAUUCAAGAUCCGUCGCUGUACUCGCAGCCGUAGCCAUGACUGGACUGACUGUCCUUUUGCUCAUCCUGGCGAGAAGGCUCGCCGCCGUGAUCCUCGCAGGUUUCAUUAUUCUGGAACUGUUUGUUCUGAGUUCCGUAGGGGAGGUGGGUGUAGCCGUGGAGAUGAUUGUGAGUUUGCUCAUGGAGUCUUUGAGUGCUGGCUCCAUCCAUCACGAUAUAGAACUGAAGCUUGCAAAGACGGCAAGAAUUGCAAACGAAAGGUGUGUUUUUUCGCCCACUCUACACGUCAGCUUCGCAUUUUGCCUGAGAUUUUAUCAUCUCCCAAGUAUAGUCACCCUCUCUGUGGCAAUUCUCUGGUGAACAAUCAUAAGAAUAAUCAUUGUUGCAUGUUUUGCCAUCAUUCUGUCAAUUCCUCUCCAACUAGUACUUUGUUGGGUAUGUCUCAUUUGUCACAGUCACCGUCUCAGUCACCACCAUUGUCGCCGGUGAAUCACGGAUUCUCACCCAUUUCUCGGUGCAGUGAUCGUUUGAUAAAGUUUAGCAGUACUCCUGAUGCGGCCAUGAGUUACAAAGAUGUGCUCAAUGAGCUGAUGAGUUCAUUGGCUGAAAUGAAUUUCAAUGAAGUUUCUUCUCCUUUGUCAGUCCCCGGUGGUAGCAGCAUGAAUGGUAAUAUUCCUUGGAUUGAUGCAAAUUCUUUUAAUAUUGAAGAUCAGCAACAGUUUGUUCUUUCUCCUUCAACUCCAAACCCUUCAGGGUCAAUGAAUCCUUUUGGUUGGGAUUGUUCAAACAAAUGUUUGGUUGAUGAUCAGAAGAUUAAUGACAUUAAUGGCGGGCAGCUGGGCUGUCCUGAUCCUGAUCUGGGUUGGGUGAAUGAGCUCUUGAUGUAGAUGAAGAAGAUGUGUAAAUACGCUGUUUGCACCAGCCGUAUAUAUAUAUCACUUUAUAUAUAUGAGAUUUGGUGUAUAUUAUUAUUGUUAUUAUUGGUUUUUCAGUACUUAAA